Menidia menidia (Atlantic silverside) is the source of this 1758-nucleotide messenger RNA. NCBI's taxonomy places the organism in Eukaryota, Metazoa, Chordata, Actinopteri, Atheriniformes, Atherinopsidae. The record is from the annotation of a GenBank genome assembly.
AUGCCUUUUAGUUUAUCAGGACUGAAAGAACAGGUGUUUAAACCUGGGAAGGAGGAAGUAAAGAACACCAUGGGAGACUCUCUAGGAAAACUACAAAGGAAAAUAGAUGGUUCAAAUGUCGACGAAGAGGACAAUUUGGAACUGACGGAGGAUGGUCGACCGGUGGCUUCGGCACCACUUCCUGCCCCCCUGUUGGACUGCAGCUGUGGCGGCCUGCCAAAGCGCUACAUCAUCGCCAUCCUCAGCGGCCUGGGAUUCUGCAUCUCCUUUGGCAUUCGGUGCAAUCUUGGUGUUGCCAUUGUGGAGAUGGUGAACAACAACACUGUCUACAUAAAUGGGACUCCAGUGCUUCAGAAAGCUCAGUUUAACUGGGACCCAGAAACAGUGGGACUGAUCCAUGGCUCCUUCUUCUGGGGCUACAUCGUCACUCAAAUUCCUGGCGGAUUUAUCUCCAACAAGCUGUCUGCCAACAGAGUGUUUGGAGCUGCCAUCUUCCUAACAUCAGUGCUGAAUAUGUUCAUCCCAUCAGCGGCAAGGGUGCACUACGGCUGCGUCAUGUUUGUCCGCAUCCUGCAGGGCUUAGUGGAGGGUGUAACAUACCCAGCCUGUCAUGGCAUGUGGUCCAAAUGGGCGCCACCUCUUGAGCGGAGUCGACUGGCAACCACAUCAUUCUGCGGAUCCUACGCGGGAGCGGUGAUCGCCAUGCCUUUAGCCGGAGUGCUUGUUCAGUACGUUGGCUGGUCUUCAGUCUUCUAUAUCUAUGGAGUUUUUGGGAUCUUAUGGUAUAUCCUGUGGCUCCUGCUGGCUUACGGCAGUCCUGCUGCGCACCCCACAAUCACAGACGAGGAGAGGAUGUACAUUGAGACCACCAUUGGUGAAACGAUGCGCCAGCUAAGUGUGACAGAGAAAUUUAAGACUCCAUGGCGUCGUUUCUUUACCUCCAUGCCGGUCUACGCGAUCAUCGUGGCAAACUUCUGCCGCAGCUGGACCUUCUACCUGCUUCUCAUCAGCCAGCCGGCAUAUUUUGAAGAAGUGUUUGGCUUUCCCAUCAGCAAGGUGGGGAUCCUGUCUGCUGUGCCCCACAUGGUGAUGACAAUUGUUGUUCCAAUUGGAGGACAGCUGGCUGACUUCCUGCGCAGUAACAAAAUCAUGUCUACCACAAAUGUGAGGAAACUCAUGAACUGUGGAGGGUUUGGUAUGGAGGCUACUCUACUAUUAGUUGUUGGAUUUUCUCACACUCGAGGGGUGGCCAUUUCCUUCCUUGUGCUAGCUGUAGGUUUCAGUGGAUUUGCCAUAUCAGGUUUUAAUGUAAAUCAUCUGGAUAUUGCUCCUCGCUAUGCCAGCAUUCUGAUGGGCAUCUCUAACGGAGUGGGGACGCUCUCAGGAAUGGUGUGUCCCUUGAUUGUUGGAGCUUUGACGAAACACAAGACUCGUCUAGAGUGGCAAAAUGUGUUUGUCAUUGCCUCCAUGGUUCAUUACACCGGGGUCAUCUUCUACGCCAUCUUUGCUUCGGGAGAGCAACAGGAAUGGGCCGAUCCCGAGAGCUUGAGCGAGGACAAAUGCGGCAUAAUCGAUGAGGACGAGCUGGCCGAAGAGUCCGAGCUCAGCAGUGAGAUUGCGCUGGCUCCCAAAAAGAGUUACGGAACAACAGACAAUUCGUCCGGUCGAAAACAGGGCUGGAAAAAGAAAAGAGGGGUGACCAUGCAAGAAGAAGAGGGACACUAUGGGAAUGGGGACUAUCAGGACCAGUACCAGUGA